AUGAACGGUAUUACCGAGCCGUUACCCGGCCUCCUUGACGACCCUCAAUUUCAGAUCACCGACUUGCCCGCACUGACCGACUUCCAUAUUGCUCCCCUUCGAAACCCUGCCCCGAGUCGCCAUGCAAACAUUCCUCUACCCCUCGAGCCUGUCGCGGGCAAAAUCCACAACAACAGCAGAGCAACCAAGAGCACUGUUCGUCGGGAAGAUGAAUCUGAGAAGAGGCGGGCCCCUAAGAUCACUCCUAGCGAUGUGCUUCUGGCGAGAGAGGCCAAGAAGCCGCAUCUGGCCAUUAGUGAGCUGCUGGAAGCCAACGACGGCUCUGACAUGGUCCCUACACAACUGCCCUCCUUCAUCAGUUUGUCUGUAGUCGAAAAGUCGCCUAUACAGGCUCCCUCACCCUUGGAACACGGCCACGCUCAGAAGCGGUUGAGACUGGACACUGACGGCGAGGCUGUCGCUCUUGAGAUGAUAAGGCAUCUGCCUCGUCCUGCUCAAAAGGAAGACCGACCAAACAGACCCGCUCCUCUCUUACCAGCCAUGGUUACAGGCCUGCAUGAGCCUCCUCCUUCUGCGGCUCUUCUACCAUCCAUCGACGUUGCCUCCAGACCUGCAGCUCCACGUUCCACAACGACCUCGAAAAUCCAUGUCAAGGAUAUGCUGACUGAGUCGGAUCCAGAGUCCGCACAUUGGCGAGCCCCACCUGCCGUGGUCGUUGAGAAACAAGUGCCUUGUGCCCACGAAACUGUCGCUACACAACCAACACCAGCCAACGCAAAUGUUCCGGCCACUACGCCAUCAACUUCUUGUGCGGUCCCCUGGAAAGACAACAAGCCUCGCCGUGCCCGUCGGAAGUGGAGUGAGAGUGAGACACGAGAUCUACUAGCUGGUGUGAAGAAGUAUGGCAUGGGCAAGUGGAAGCAAAUACUUGAUGAUCCAUCAUUCAACUUCAGCGAGCGGAGCUCGGUCGACCUGAAAGACAGAUAUCGUGUCUGUGCGAACAACGAUUCGGUUCCCAAGUCAGAGACAAAUGCGAGCACCAACAACCCUGUUCCAGAACAAACGGCUCCGACCGAAGGUGAAGGACCUUCGCUCUCACCCAUGAAAGGCACGGAGGCAGAUUCACCCUUGGAGCAAGGCCACGCUCCGAAACAGCGCCGUAAGCGUCGGGCUUGGACGGUCGCUGAAGAUGAAAGCUUGCUGAAGGGUGUGGCCAGGCAUGGAUUCCAGUGGACUGCAAUUCACGAUGACCCUGAGCUCGACCUGGCGCACAGACGGGCUACUGACCUUCGAGACCGUAUCAGAAAUAAGUUUCCAGAUGGAUACAAGCAUGCCGAAACUGCGCCGUUGAGAUCCGAGGUCAAGAAGGCAGAGAAGCUCGCAGUUUCUUCCGCAGGAACCCCUGAUAUUCCCAACCCGGGCAGUGCUGUACCUGCGGCCAAGAACUCUGCGUCAGUCAUUCACAACAGCACCCCUGCGGCAACACCUAUAAAAACGAGCACCCCAACUCCGACCAGGGCAGCCAGUGGCAAGGUGAAAUCGUCGACGUCCGCUAGCUCACUAACAAUGCUACUCCGUAGCGAUGACAUAGACAUGGAGCCUACUAAGGAGAAAGGCGAUAAAGAGAAGGACAGAGAGCGGGAGAGAGACCAGCAAGUGGGAGUCACCCUACCGAGCUUUACUCUAGAAGUCGAUGACGAUAUGGAUUGGGAGGAUAAUCGGCUGCCUCCCCUACAUGAGUGGGACGAAAUCGGAAUAUGA
Messenger RNA from Cladophialophora carrionii CBS 160.54, 1761 nucleotides. RefSeq lists its product as uncharacterized. NCBI's taxonomy places the organism in Eukaryota, Fungi, Ascomycota, Eurotiomycetes, Chaetothyriales, Herpotrichiellaceae. The record is from RefSeq and is a predicted model, not a curated record. Bases 1 to 1761 code for a protein of 586 amino acids. The transcript has a single exon.